AUGGAAAACGACGACAAGCAAUUGCCACUGUGUAGCAUUUGCUUGGGUUCAUCGGAUUCGGAAUAUAUGAAAUACAACUUGGUAGUAUCAGGUGCAGUACUACCACUUGUUGGCUUGGUUGGUAUCGUUGGUAAUUUUCUUGUAAUUGCUGUUUAUGGUAGUCGAGAACUACGCAACCAUUCAACAAAUAUUUACUUGGCAGCUCUAGCAUUAAGUGACUUUUGUAUGAUUUGGACAGCAAUUGUUUUGUACGGAUUAGAAGCUUGGAGGCAUCAUGGGCCACCAGUUUUGGCAACAAUCUAUGGCAGAAGUGCCCUAUUUGUUUUUCCAAUCAGUACCGUUCUGCAAACCACUUCGGUAUAUUUUUGUGUGGCUGCAGCCGCUGAUUGCUUUGUGCGAGUUGUUUUAUCAACAAAAAUUAAAGAAAAAAUUUGCAUACCGAGGUUUGCUCGGUUAUUAGUGUUAUCAGUCGCACUAAUAUCAGUCAUAUACAAUGUACCACACUUUUUCGAAUUAACAACUAUUGACUGCUUUGAUGAUGCAAGAAACAAUUCAUUGUCCGUACAAAUUUGUCCCACUGAUCUUCGAAACAAUGAAUUAUAUUAUCAACUUUAUUAUACAUAUAUGUAUACAAUAUUUAUGGCUGUUGGACCCCUUCUGCUCAUUGUCAUACUUAACGCGUUGGUUGUUCGGGUUGUUCUCAAAAAGGGAACUUCAGAUGAUUCUGACACAAUAAGUUUGAUAUUGGUCGUCUUUAUGUUUAUUUUCUGCAAUUCAGCUGCUCUCAUGGUCAAUUUCAUUGAAAUGGUUUUUGCAGAAAAAGUUUAUCAUAUGCUGGUAUAUUUGGUUGAUAUGUCAAAUCUCUUGGUCGUGAUCAAUUGCACAGGCAAUUUUUUCUGCUACCUAUUUUUUGGUGCAAGCUUUAGACGUACGCUACGAAAAAUUUUGGGUAAAAAAUCACUGAAAACAAAUUCAGUCUGGACUGCUUCAACAACUACUGCAAACAAUUAUAUUCCACGAAAUUUUUCACUGCAACUUGAUAGCAAUAGCCAGGGCAGAGAAAUGAAUAUAUGA
Thelazia callipaeda (thelaziosis nematode) is the source of this 1074-nucleotide messenger RNA. Lineage: Eukaryota; Metazoa; Nematoda; Chromadorea; Rhabditida; Thelaziidae. The record is from the annotation of a GenBank genome assembly.